AGUCCCGUUCUAUGAGCCAUUGCUUCACAAUGGUGUGUCCAGGACCACGUAUUUUGGUAUAUACCAUCAUCAUGGUAACCAUGGGAGCACAUACCCUGGCCAACAAGUAUUCUGAGGCAGCAAAUACUAAGGUUCACUUUGAGAGGAACCCGUUCAGGAUGGCUAAGCUGAAUCUUCUGUGGGACAAAGCUUUAAAGGUGACUAUAAUUCAGAGGGCUGAGGAGGGGUUGCUGAGAUGGUUUGAGCAUGUGGAGAGGAUGGAUUGGGAUAAGAUGAUGAAGAGGGUGCAUAAAUCUGGGGUGGAAGGAAGGAGGGAUAGUAGUCAUCCCAAGAGCAGUAUCAUGGUGAGAUAUAACCUGAGUGAUGACCUUCGAGAUAAUAAAACAUCUAGUAAGGAGCCUUAUUUGAAUGAAGUGACUGACCAGAAGAUUCUUAAAGCUGUGUUCAAGGAUAAAAAGCUAAACAAGUUGUGGGUUAAGGCAGAAAGUUCUGGAUUUACAGAGCCUGAAUUGAAAGCUCUUAAAGAGGAGUUCCAACAUCAUCAGGACAAAAUUGAUGACUACUAUGCUCUGAUUAAUAGUGCUUCUGUCAAGAUGGAAAGUGAGCAAAACAACCUUGAAAAUGACAUAAAGCGCUUUGAUACUUUACAAGACUUGGAGUCUUCAGCAAAAUCAGCACAUCACCCUACAAAUGCUCUAAGAGAGAAGCAUAGGGAACUGAAGGAAGGCUAUGACCGUUUACACAAAGUAGCAUCAACAGGACCAGACAGUAAAGAGUUCGUUGAGCCUAAAGUUGCUGGACUCUGGAAACUGGCUAUUCGUGGUGAUUUCACUCAAGAGGAACUGGAGUCUUUACAUACAGAGCUGAAACACUAUGAACACCGUUUAUUGAAGGUACGGCACCUGACAGGCCAGAUGAAUGUACUGCAAGAACGUGCUGGUGACGACAUAGAAAAGUUUCAGUCAACAGAGGGUCAGCGAGUUCUGCAGGAACGGCUAGCAAAGCAACAGCGAAAAGUGGAAAAACUUCAUGAAGACCUUGAAAUGAGGAUACUUCAGAGGCAUUUGGAACUAUGACCUAUUACACUACUGCAGUCUCCCAGUAUUCCCAGUGGAAGGUGAAAUAAAUAACCUUCACUUGCUGUUGCUUAUAUAUUAGUGAUUAUAUUGAAAGCUAUUCCAUAAAUAUACAUAUAAUACUGUGCUGUAAAAAAAAAUGCUCUGCAUUCUAAAGUCAAUACAGAUAUUGCAAAUGUAGCAACUUGGAAGAAAUGGAAUAAUUUGGUCUUGAUCUAAGUCACUUAUGGAAUUGUAAGUUUAAGUCUCUACAUUAGUUUACAAUUCAGCUUUGCUGACUGAUUUGACUUUUACAAUCUAGAGCAGCCCAUCCUUGUACUGUACAUUAGUUUUCAAGCCUUGUUUGUCUGCAGUACAAUAUAUGAUAUUGAUCUAAUUAUACGUACAUUGAUUUUAGGUUUAUCUAGAUUAACUUGGAUAGGUAAAUUUAGGUUAGCUUAGCCAAACUCAGCAAUGGCAUCUGAAAAUAAAUUACCUGUUAUACAUUGAUUGUUAUGUGUAUGGAGGAGAUCGGUGUUGAUGUUUAGAGCAUAUAUCAAGUGGUGGCAAAUUCCAACUACAGUGGACCCCCGGUUAACGAACUUUUUUCAUUCCAGUAGUAUGUUCAGGUGCCAGUACUGACCGAAUUUUUUCCCAUAAGGAAUAUUGUGAAGUAGAUUAGUCCAUUUCAGACCCCCAAACAUACACGUACAAACGCACUUACAUAAAUACACUUACAUAAUUGGUCGCAUUUGGAGGUGAUCGUUAAGCGGGGGUCCACUGUACUUGGAUAUGGAAAUAAUGAAGAAACAAAGCACUGGAUCACUUCAGAAUGAAAGGAGCACUGAAAGGCUGGUAUGUCAGAUGACCUAUCAUUUAGAAAACAAUAAGAAACUGUCAGGAAGGUCAGGAAAAUGAAAGGAUGGAUAAUGAGAACCUUCAAAAUGAGAAAUAAUCACACUGGUGAUACUGUUCAACUCUGUUGUGCUCUCAUUUGGAGCAUUGUUCAGUGUUGUCUCCAAGGCAGGAGAGAGAUCAGAGCUGGAAAAGGUGCAGUGUAUUUACUGCCCACAUAGAGCAUUUAAAUUAUUGGGAACUAUUAUUAUUUGGAAUGUGCUUGAUGGAUCACAGAAGAUACCUGAUACAUGGAAGAUAUUUGAGGGCUUAGAAUUUGUACAUGAUUAUGUACUGGAGUGAGAGAGAUGGAAAGUAGUUUAAGAUAAACCUAGUGAAAUGUAGGGUACCAACAACACAAAAAACACUGUCCAGGAGCAUAUUCAGGGGAUUUCCUAGUUACCCAGAAACCCCUUUCCCCACAAAACCCAAGCUGUUCUCCUGAAGUAUCUUUGAUCUGCCAUCAUUCCCUUCUCUUACCCGUCUAAUCUUUGAGGUUAGCCACAAGUGGUUAAACAAGACUUAUACUUGUAUAAUAUUGGAUCAUGCCAGGCCAUAAAGCUGUAGCCCCCCCUUCACAUACCAAGUGCCUGGGUGGCACAUCAUAAGUUACAUAUGAUGUGUAAUAAAAAUGAAACACGAUUUAUAUGUUGAA
Molecule: messenger RNA, 2604 nt
Organism: Cherax quadricarinatus
Lineage: Eukaryota; Metazoa; Arthropoda; Malacostraca; Decapoda; Parastacidae
Source: RefSeq, a predicted model, not a curated record